CUGUGUUCUCAAGCAAUUGUUAGAAUUCUCCUACAUUGGAGACAUCCUGAGCAAUCAUGAACUUCAAGAACCUUUUCCUGUCUUUCUUCUUCGUCCUGGCGGUUGGACUUGCUCUUGUCCACGCCGAAGAGGCCCAGCCCCGGGGUCCCAAGAUCACCAGUAAGGUGUUCUUUGAUAUUGAGCACGGAGACAAGCCUCUGGGCAGAGUCGUGCUUGGCUUGUAUGGCAAAACUGUCCCUAAGACCGCUGAGAACUUCCGUGCUCUCGCUACUGGUGAGAAGGGGUUUGGCUAUGAAGGGUCUACCUUCCACCGUGUCAUCAAGGACUUCAUGAUCCAGGGUGGUGACUUCACUCGUGGCGAUGGUACCGGUGGAAAGUCUAUCUACGGUGAGAAGUUCGCCGAUGAGAACUUCAAGCUGAGGCACACGCGCAAGGGUCUGCUGAGCAUGGCCAACGCCGGCAAGGACACCAACGGCUCCCAGUUCUUCAUCACCACCGUUCCUACACCUUGGCUCGAUGGCCGCCACGUUGUCUUCGGUGAAGUGCUCGAGGGCUACGAGAUUGUCGCUCAGAUUGAGAACGUGCCUAAGGGCCGUUCUGACAGACCCGUGGAGACUGUCAAGAUUGUCAAGAGCGGAGAGCUGGAGUCUGAGGACAAGGCUGAAGAAAAAGGUAGCAGCCACGAGGAGCUGUAGACCUGUUUCCUGAGGUCUCAGCCUGCUUCUCGAUAAGUCUGUGAUGUGCUGAUCGCUUGUAAAGAAACGAGCUCUGAAGAAGAGUCACAACCUUCAGCAAUUGCUGUUGUUCCUUCUCCAACCCCUUUGUCUAUGACAUCUGAUAACGCUCCUUACAUCUUCCCGAAAUUCGCAGCGCUUGCCAUUGUUAUCGGUCUC
Aspergillus neoniger CBS 115656 is the source of this 893-nucleotide messenger RNA. RefSeq names its product peptidylprolyl isomerase. Gene Ontology annotation, biological process: protein peptidyl-prolyl isomerization; protein folding. The transcript is spliced from 6 exons. Bases 57 to 695 code for a protein of 212 amino acids. Gene Ontology annotation, cellular component: fungal-type vacuole; endoplasmic reticulum. The record is from RefSeq and is a predicted model, not a curated record. Lineage: Eukaryota; Fungi; Ascomycota; Eurotiomycetes; Eurotiales; Aspergillaceae. Gene Ontology annotation, molecular function: peptidyl-prolyl cis-trans isomerase activity.